AAAAAACGAAGCGAAACGAAAGUUAAUGUUUUUGUUUCGUGAGGAAACGAUUAUUUUAUUUUAUUUGCUGUGAUAAAGUUCUUAGGCAGUGAAAGAAGGCCCUACGUAAUCAUUAUCCGUUGAUAAUUGAUAAUAGUGUGCCAUCUCAUCCAAUCUCAAGAUGAACAACUCAUGGAAUGGUAAUGGCCAGUUUGCGCAAGACAUGCACCACAUGCCGCCGCUGCUUCCGCCUCAAGUGCCCCUGAUUGGUCCGAUGGACGACAUGCCUGGACCCCGCAUGCCGCAUGUCGACGCUAUUGGUCCUCAGGGCAUGCCUCCGGGAAUGAUGCCCAAUGACCAGAACCAGAUGAUGAUGGACCUUUCGCAUGAAGAUCAGGGCAAUCAGAGGCCGGGGAAUAGAGGAUCCAGGGAUAGACGGGACAUGCAAGGGCAUAGAGGACAACGCCGUCGGUCCAGAGACCGUCAUGACAGGGACAGAUCACGCAUUGAUGAUGGUCCCGGUGACAGAAACCGAGGGAAUCAGGGCCCGCGCGAUAGAGGUGACUACGGUGGGAAGGGAAGAGGUGGCCGGUCUGAUCGUCCCCGGCAGAACAGGUGGGGGGAUGGACCUGAUGCAAUGGGGCCUGGUCCUAUGGGGGACCAUGGACCAAUGGGAGGUCCUGGGCCUAUGGGAGGGCCUGGACCUAUGGGAGGGCCUGGACCUAUGGGAGGGCCUGGACCUAUGGGAGGUCCUGGACCAAUGGGCGGUCCUGGACAUAUGAACCAGGGAGGCCCAGGGAUGCCACAAGCCUCUAACAUGAUGAUGCAAGGUGGAGGACAAAUGAUGCAGUACCCCGGCGGCAUGUACAACAACGGCAUGAUGGGGCAGGCUCCCAUGGACAUGGGCAACAUGAUGCCCAUAAACCCCAUGAUGGGCUCCGGCAACCCGUCCAUGAUGAUCGACCAGGGUAUGAUGGGCAACAUGUACCCGCAAAUGAACCCGAUGAUGGGAGGCAUGAUGCCUUUAAACAGCCAGCUGAUCUACCUGUCCGAAGCGGUUCUUUUGCCACCGAUUCCCGGUGCAUCUCUACCGGAACGGCGAGACAAGCCUCCGGGCUGCUGCACUAUCUUUGUAGGAGGUCUGCCAGAUAAGAUCAAUGAGGAGAUACUUAAGGAGAUAUUCCAGAAAUUUGGCAAGAUUAAAGACCUGAUGCUGAACAGGAAGGGGUUCUGUCACAUCAGGUUUGCGAUGCCGGAGAGUGUGGAGGCGUCAUUCAGUCUGUCGGGGUACAGGUUCAGAUACCAGGAUCAGAUUGAUGCAGAGGCCACGACUUUGUUCUUGGACUAUGCCUUGAACCGCGACGACCAACAAGAGUACGAGCGUUCAAAACGCGCGCGCGAGCCGACGCCGCCGCGCAUCGAGCCGUUCACGCCGACCGCGCUCGCCGCGCUCGCAGACAAGAUCAAGAGCGAGGACCACUUCGCAGACGCUGCGCCAACGCUAGCGGGCUGGCUGGAGCGCGGGGAGGUGUCCAAGAAGAACGCCAACACGUUCUACUCCCUGAUCCAGGCAAGCAACAACCAGGUCCGAAGACUCUUCAACGAGAAGAUGCAAGUGGACGAGGAGCUGGCCAACCUCAAGUCAGCUAUGCGGGACAAGUUCCUGCGUAUCCUGAGCCAGUUCGAGCAGGUCGCGAAGAUACUGUCGGCGGCGAAGCUGCAACGAGUGUGGGACCACUUCUCCAAGCAGCAACGGCGCAAUAUCGAGAUGUGGCAGAAAAUGACUUCGGAACUGGAUACCAUGAAGGAAGAGUUCAACGGAUACUUCGAUGAAGAGGAAGAGAAGACCGACAAACCUACUAGCAAGAAGGUCUUAGAGGAGAAAUACGAAGAGUUGAAGCGCGAGAACGAGACGCUGCAGUACGAGCUGGCGGGCUACAAGAACGAGUCCUACAUGGCCAAGGAGGAGGCGGAGAGAAAGUUCGAGAAGUUCAAGGCACAGUUCAUAGCUCAGCAGGCGCUGCAGGGGUCGCCGCAGGUGUUCCCACCGCUGCCACCCACACCAGACCAGAAGAAACCGCCAAAACCCAUCGACCUGGAUGACGAAAAACACCCAGUUUCUGGCAUCAAAGUACCCACCACCGAAGCCAGACUUAUCAGCGUCAUCACAGCGUUCCUAUUGGUCCACCCGCUAGGGGCGUCCGUAGACUAUAUUGUGUCGUAUGUCAGGUCGAUAUUGCCACGAGUCAAUCAAACGACAGUCAGUGACAUAUUGCAGAAGUAUGACGAUGUGUUUGCUCAGACCACCACGGGUGUUGGAGCGAGCAUUGAGCGCCGCUGGACGUAUAUCACGUUCGAUACUAUUAAAGCUAAGUCUUAGUUUGGUAUUUUAGUGUUUAGUUACGAUUUCUAUAACUAUGUUUCGUAAUGUUAGCAAUAGUUGAUGGUUAGGUUAAGAUAUACUUAUGUUAAGUUCCAUUCAUUUUCAACAUACUUAAUAAUCUUUAUAAUAAAGUGUGACAUCCUAUAUUUA
This is a messenger RNA of Plutella xylostella (diamondback moth), 2512 nucleotides long. Its product is annotated as ecto-NOX disulfide-thiol exchanger 1. Gene Ontology annotation, cellular component: external side of plasma membrane; plasma membrane. Gene Ontology annotation, biological process: ultradian rhythm. NCBI's taxonomy places the organism in Eukaryota, Metazoa, Arthropoda, Insecta, Lepidoptera, Plutellidae. Gene Ontology annotation, molecular function: RNA binding; oxidoreductase activity. The record is from RefSeq and is a predicted model, not a curated record.